This is a messenger RNA of Rhea pennata, 2228 nucleotides long. RefSeq names its product LY6/PLAUR domain containing 6 (gene LYPD6). Bases 135 to 644 code for a protein of 169 amino acids. Lineage: Eukaryota; Metazoa; Chordata; Aves; Rheiformes; Rheidae. Gene Ontology annotation, molecular function: acetylcholine receptor inhibitor activity. The transcript has 5 exons. Gene Ontology annotation, biological process: positive regulation of canonical Wnt signaling pathway. The record is from RefSeq and is a predicted model, not a curated record.
UCGUGGGGAAAGCGAUCUUUCAAGUGUGGACGUUCAGCCGAUACAAAAGUAUCCUACUUAACUGUGAAUUUUUCUUCCGGAUUUGGAGAUAACUUGUUCCCUGGGAAGCCGCAUGAGUAAGGCCUCGCUUGGCCAUGGACUCAGCGCCCAUGCUGGCCUGGGUCCUGCUGCUUGGCCUCAUUGCUGACUGCCUGAAAGCUGUUCAGCCCAGAGACUUCACAGUGAAAGACAUCAUCUGUCUUCAUCCUUCAACCACACCCUAUCCUCAUGGAUUUAAAUGUUUUACCUGUGAAAAGGCGGCAGAUAAUUAUGAAUGCAACCGAUGGGCACCGGAUGUCUAUUGUCCAAGAGGUACAAGAUACUGCUUUAGCCAACACAUAAUGAAAGUUACUGGAGAAAGUGUAUCAGUCACCAAACGUUGUGUACCAUUAGAGGACUGUCUGUCUACUGGAUGCACAUACGUAAAACAUGAAGAAUACAAGAUCUGUACUUCCUGCUGUGAAGGAAGCAUCUGCAAUUUGCCACUGCCAAGAAAUACAACAGAUGCGGUAUUUACAACACUGUCCCCCAUAAACAAAACAAAAAGACUGUCACACCAUGCAAUACUAACAACAGUGUGUCUCUUGUUGGUAUUUAUGUCAUAGCAUUGGGUUAUGCUGCCACAUGUGUCGAGUCAAGAAAGUUUAACUGGAGGAAAACAUUUGCAUGAAUGUUCAACCUUUUCAUACAUUCUCAGGACUUACUUACUUACAUUUUGGAAGUGUCUUUGAAAAACUGGUUUUCCUUUAUUUUUGUCAAUGAUGACCUAGUGACUCUGGUAGGUAGCUGUAUCUGAAGGGAUUAAAAAACCUAAGUUUCUUCACUGUUUUCUGUAGCAACUCAGGCAAAAUGUUCUCACAAUCUGUGGCUUAGACCAAUGCACACCUUUUUUUUCUUAACAUCUGUCUUUUCUCCAUGAAAAAAGUUUUAUUUAAAUGUACUUUAUCCCUGCCACUUACUGUUAUCAUCCAUUCAUGAGACACUUCCUUGUUGCGAUAAUUUGUUACAGCAAUAGCUCUGGUGUCUUGUUAACCUGGUUUGAGAACAUACAGUAAAUAAUAUAGAUAUUGUGCCUUUGUAGUCUCCCAAAUCUCCCCUUAUUGCAUUCUCUCAGAAAAAAACCCAGGGAUUUAUGGCAAUGUAGAAGGAUGCUGGAAGGAGAGGCAAGUUCAAAUGGAGCUGCUGGCAGUAACAGCUCGAACCAGGCCAUGGCAGCACCAGCUGCUUUCCCUGAGGUAGGCCAGGACCCGCAGGAGGAGUCUCUGCCCCAUAAUAACUCAGUAGAACAACAUGAACUUGCAUCAUCAGACAUAUACAAGAUCUGUUUAAUUUAUAAAGCAAAGCAGAAAAAAUAUCUAAGCACUUUGCUCUUGAAGCAUAAUCUGCAGGGGUAGAUGGAUAUGCAGGCUCUUAACCUCCUGGUAGACGGAGGACCGUGGGUUAAGGGCUGUCCACGUGUCAGGUUUGGAACAGCACUGCACACCAACCAGCACAGGUCUUUCUUUCAGUGUAUCAGAGCUUUAUGGUUUCACGUUUUGGCAUCCAGUCAAUGCAAGAUGACACUUUGGCCCCAAUCCAGCAAAGCAGUUAAAUUUCAAGUAUAAUUACAAGCAUGAAUAAUCCUGCCAAAGGCUCCAAUGAUGGGUACAUACACACUGCCCUGAGUCUGUGUACGCACUUCCUAACGGCUGUGUGUCAAAUGUCAGGAAUUAAAGGAAGAAGAGUGACCAGAUCAGCUCAGCUCAGCUUUUACAAUAGUGGUUUUAAAAUGGAUUAAUACUAGUCAGAUUUGUUUCCAAACUUGGAAGCAACAAUUAACACAGAGUUCAUAUAGUCCGUAUUCCUGUUGACUUCAGGCAGAUACACAUGUGCAGAAUAAGUGAGGUUAUUAUUAGGAAUUUUAAACUGAAACGGUCGAACUGAAAGAUAUGAAAGGUGAUAACAGUCUGCAUGAGGAGACCGAUAGCCACAGUAUGUGGAACAGAGUUGAUUCCGAACAGCUUCUGUUGUUGUUAUUAUAUUUUCUUUAACACACUCCCAUUUUGUAAUAUGGGAUAUUACUAGCUAUGCCUGGUAUUUCUUAUUUUGCUUGGGAAUAAUUUCUACAGUAUUUAUUUUUGUAUGUUGAGUAGGAUCCAAAGUGUUUUUAAAAAUUCUUAAUAUUGAUAUUGCCAAAGUGGUUGUUUUGC